UGCACCAAGCCACUUGUUGAUACCUAUUUCAGGUUCUGUACACAUUGUGCAACCUUGAGUUUUUAAAGUUUUCCUACUGGCUGAUAUUCGGCCGCCCUAGGAGGACCAGUCAUUUGCGACCAAUUUGCCGCCAAAGCUGCUGGCAGACUGACUUCCGCUACCGAGCUUAAACCGAUUCAGUUCUAUCUUUCCUGACGCAACCAUGUCCUUCGCCGACCUCAGCAAGACCCAGCGCGACGAGUUCGCCGCCUCUCUGGCCGUUCUGGCGCUCUUCGACGCCGGUGUCGAGGUCACUGCCGAUGCUCUGACCAAGACUUUCGAGGCCUCGGGCAACGACGUGGCUGCCUACGUGGCCCCGCUCUUCGCCGACCUGCUGGGCCGUGGCCUGGACGUCGAGAAGUUCCUUGCUGGCCCCUCAGCUGGUGCCGCCCCUGCUGCUGGCGCUGCCGCUGGUGACGCCGCCCCCGCCAAGACGGAGGAGAAGGCCGUUGAAGAGGAGGAGGAAGUCGACAUGGGCGGUGGCAUGGACAUGUUCGGCGGAGACGAGGACUACUAAGUGUCUACUGCCUCCACGCCCGUUGGGAGUCGGUCUGAGCGUUCACAAGGAGCGUGAAAGGGCUGUGUUAGGUAUCUUUGAUAGUGUAUUGACGUCCCUGCCACUCUGUCUCCACGUGUAACGCGAAUAAAUCGACAAGGAACUACUCCAACAGUCUCGUCUAUCGAUGCAGCACACGCAGACGCGGGUCGCUGUGCAGACGCUUGUCCAUCUCGGCGUAUUUGUGCAAUGCAGUCUCCUCAUGGCUAGCCAGUCGCUGCUCCAGGAUCUGAAUGCGGAACAUGGUCUCACUACAGAAGCGCUCAAACUCGUCAUCUGUACCCUGAUCGUGCUCGCGCUGGCUACGCUGGAAUGCAGCUUGGCGCUUGGCUAGCAGUGUGUUCUCCUUGUCCAGACGCCCUUGGAUUAUAUUAGCGCGCUCAAGCAGACGCUCCUUCAAGUUGCGUAGGCAAAGGUCGCGCACAGUUUGGGCGUCUUCCUUUGACAGGUUUCCUCCCGUUGAGUGAACGCUCUGCAGGAAUGGACUGAGAUAGUCCACCUCGCUCUUUGCCUGUAAGGAUCAAAAGAUGAGAUCAUUGCCGUGAUUGCAAUCCCAUUCAGGAGACGUACGUUCUUGUCGAGCUCCUUGGCGUAUUCUUUGUCAUUGGCUUGUGCCUCGUCCUCGUUGCUGUCGAAGAAGCUCGUUUCCAACGCAAUUGCCAUUUCCUCUCGCUUUCGGAUUUUUAGAAUAUCUUGAGUC
Messenger RNA from Phytophthora nicotianae INRA-310, 1295 nucleotides. RefSeq lists its product as hypothetical. Gene Ontology annotation, cellular component: cytosolic large ribosomal subunit. The transcript is spliced from 2 exons. Gene Ontology annotation, biological process: cytoplasmic translation. The coding region runs from base 203 to 556 and encodes 117 amino acids. Gene Ontology annotation, molecular function: protein kinase activator activity; structural constituent of ribosome; ribonucleoprotein complex binding. The record is from RefSeq and is a predicted model, not a curated record. NCBI's taxonomy places the organism in Eukaryota, Oomycota, Peronosporomycetes, Peronosporales, Peronosporaceae.